CUGCGCAUCUACGCAGGGGCGUCAUCAGCGGAAGCUGGGGGGGGGAAUUGGUUGCCGCUUUGUCGGAGCAGGUGCUGCGGCUUGUUUUCGGUGCGGCGUUUAAAGGCAAAAGGAUUCUCACCCUAGUUUGUCUGGCUCUUCUCUCUCACUAUGGGGGAGCUCUUCCGGAGUGAAGAAAUGACCCUUGCGCAACUUUUCCUUCAGUCUGAAGCAGCGUAUUGCUGUGUCAGUGAACUGGGAGAACUUGGGAAGGUCCAGUUUCGAGAUCUAAACCCUGAUGUGAAUGUGUUCCAGCGUAAAUUUGUCAAUGAAGUCCGGAGGUGUGAAGAGAUGGACAGGAAACUUAGGUUUGUGGAAAAGGAGAUUAAGAAGGCAAAUAUUCCCAUCACAGACACCGGCGAGAACCCAGAGGUGCCGUUCCCCCGAGACAUGAUUGAUUUGGAGGCAAACUUUGAGAAGAUUGAAAAUGAGCUGAAAGAGAUUAAUACCAACCAGGAAGCCCUGAAAAGGAACUUCCUGGAGCUGACGGAGUUAAAAUUUAUACUGCGCAAAACUCAGCAGUUUUUUGAUGAGGCUGAAUUGCAUCAUCAGCAGAUGGCGGAUCCUGACCUGUUGGAGGAGUCUUCAUCUCUGCUGGAGCCGAGUGAACUAGGAAGAGGAACUCCGCUACGAUUAGGAUUUGUGGCUGGUGUGAUCAGUCGUGAGCGGAUCCCUACCUUUGAGCGGAUGCUGUGGAGAGUGUGUCGUGGAAAUGUCUUCUUGCGUCAGGCUGAAAUUGAAAAUCCGCUGGAGGACCCCAUGACGGGGGAUUAUGUGAACAAGUCGGUGUUCAUUAUAUUCUUCCAAGGUGACCAGCUGAAAAACCGAGUCAAGAAGAUCUGUGAAGGAUUCCGGGCUUCUCUCUACCCCUGUCCAGAAACUCCACAGGAAAGGAAGGAAAUGGCUGCUGGAGUCAACACCAGGAUUGAUGACCUUCAGAUGGUGCUGAACCAAACCGAGGAUCACCGACAGAGGGUCCUGCAGGCUGCUGCCAAGAACGUCCGUGUCUGGUUCAUAAAGGUGCGCAAGAUGAAGGCCAUCUACCACACCCUGAACCUCUGCAACAUUGAUGUGACCCAGAAAUGUCUCAUUGCCGAAGUCUGGUGUCCCGUUGCUGACCUUGACUCCAUCCAGUUCGCCCUCAGGCGGGGCACGGAGCACAGCGGAUCCACUGUCCCCUCCAUCCUGAAUAGGAUGCAGACCAACCAGACGCCACCCACAUACAACAAGACAAACAAGUUCACCGCUGGGUUUCAGAACAUCGUAGAUGCCUAUGGCAUUGGAACCUAUCGUGAGAUCAAUCCAGCUCCAUACACUAUCAUCACCUUCCCGUUCCUGUUUGCUGUGAUGUUUGGCGAUGUCGGCCACGGAAUGCUCAUGAUGCUGUUUGGCUUGUGGAUGGUGAUCCGGGAGAGCCGUAUCCUGUCACAGAAGAGCGACAACAACGAGAUGUUCAGCACCAUUUUCUGCGGCCGGUACAUCAUUCUCCUGAUGGGCUCUUUCUCCAUUUAUACCGGCCUGAUCUAUAACGACUGCUUCUCAAAGUCUCUCAAUAUGUUUGGUUCAUCCUGGAGCGUCCGGCCAAUGUUCCUGAAAUCCAACUGGACAGAAGAUCUUCUCAAGGAAUAUCCUAGCCUUCAGCUAAAUCCUGCCAUCGAGGGUGUCUUCGGCGGGGCAUACCCCUUUGGCAUCGAUCCCAUCUGGAAUAUCGCCACCAACAAGCUGACCUUCCUCAACUCCUUCAAGAUGAAGAUGUCUGUCAUUCUGGGCAUCAUCCACAUGCUCUUUGGCGUCUCUCUCAGUCUGCUCAAUCACAUCUACUUUAAGAAACCUCUGAACAUCUACCUUGGGUUUAUCCCUGAAAUAAUCUUCAUGACAUCGCUGUUUGGCUAUCUGGUCAUCCUCAUUUUCUAUAAGUGGACAGCCUACGAUGCUAAGAACUCCAUGGAUGCACCAAGUCUUCUCAUCCACUUCAUCAACAUGUUUCUCUUCUCCUAUGAUCCCAAAGAAAAGAUGCUUUAUAAGGGACAGAAAGGGCUCCAGUGCUUCCUGGUUGUGGUAGCAUUGCUGUGUGUGCCGUGGAUGCUGGUUGCCAAACCUCUGGUCCUUCGCCAGCAGUACUUGCGAAGAAAGCACUUGGAAGGGCAGCCCGUGGAACCCCCUGUCAGCCCAGCCCAGAGUCCGCAGGCAGUAGAGGCAGCGGCGGCUGCAACAGGGACACUCAAUUUUGGUGGGAUCCGUGUGGGCAAUGGCCCAACUGAAGAAGAUGCAGAAAUAAUCCAGCACGACCAGCUCUCAACCCAUUCGGAGGAGGGGGAGGAGCCUGCCGUGGAGGAGGUGUUUGACUUUGGGGACACGGCUGUUCACCAGGCCAUCCAUACCAUCGAAUACUGCCUGGGGUGCAUCUCCAACACGGCGUCCUACCUUCGCCUCUGGGCACUUAGCCUGGCACAUGCACAGCUUUCUGAGGUCCUCUGGUCCAUGGUGAUGCGCGUGGGGCUCAGCGCAAGGAGCUUAGCUGGUGGGUUCGGCUUGUUCUUCAUGUUUGCUGCCUUUUCCACCCUGACAGUGGCCAUCUUGCUGAUCAUGGAGGGCCUCUCUGCUUUCCUGCAUGCCCUCCGCUUGCACUGGGUGGAAUUUCAGAACAAGUUCUACAUGGGCGCCGGGUUCAAGUUCCUUCCUUUCUCAUUUGACAACAUCCGUGAUGGGAGAUCUGAUGAAUGAUCCUCUUGAGGCCAGUUGGACGGGUGUGUGGCAGUAAACCUUGGCUCCCUCCUGCAUGUGUUUGUGUUUGCCUGUGUGUGUUAAAUCUGAAGUUGUAUAGCUCUCCUGUUGUGUAGUCGAGCUGCUAGUGUGACAGUAUCUUGCUUUUCUCAUGAGAACCUCACUCAAAAGAGAAAGGGAAUAAUAGGAAAAACAUAAGAAUCAUAAGAAAAUAUUGCUCCCGCAAUCACCUUGGCAGGUCCUGGGGUGGGGCAGUGUCCUUCAAGUUGCACAGAGACUACCGUGGAGGAGCACAUCCUACCCAUCUGCAGCCUGUUAAUAACAAGCAUGUUAGCUGCACAGUUUGGUACCAGAAAGUGAAGUGCAGUUCAAAAACACACAGGACUAGAAACUUGUAUAAACUUCUUCUGGCAAAUUGUCUUGCCAGAGGGGCCAUUAUUCCUCAGUCCAACCACACAUACUUAUCUCUCCUGACCUCUAGAGCAGCACACUGGACUACUUGCAACAAGUCCCAGAUUUGCCCUGUGCAAAAGUUGUAUUCCAACUUUAUGCCUAUCCAGCGAUUUGCUGGGGGCAGAUUCUCCUCUCUUACUGGCACUUUUGCUCUGCCAUGCCCUCAGUUAAAUUGCCAUCAUAAAAUUGCUUAAAAGGCAGCACACAUGACAAGCAAGAGAGCUCCCACCCCACCUGUGCCUGCCACAUGUCCUAGCUUGACCUCUGAGCAGAGCAUUCGCUGCUAUUCCCUCCCCCUCUCAUUGCUCUUGCUCUACUACUUGUACAGCUACAUUUUGUCCCCUCUUCUCUGCCUCGCCCCUCUGUGUGUUGGCGUAAUCCUCUAGGAAACUCUGACUGAAAGCAAAGGAUUCUUUGGGAAAGGUGACCCCCCACAUGGCAUUACAACUGGAUGUUUUUGGAACUGUCAUUCCCUGGACAAGAGCAGGCCGGCGAGGGGGGGAGGGAGUUUGCUUGCCUGCCCCAUUGCAGAGCCGACCUGUGCUUGGUUCUGCAGGAUUAGUUUAUAAGGAAACUUUGACUCACCCUGCCUGCAACUCUGAAUGGCUUGUUUUGUUCCAAGGAAACUGAGGGUCUUUCACCUCCAGGAAGCUCCUAUGUAACCCUGACAUUACUAGAUGGAAAGAAGAAGCAGGGUGGGGAAACCUGCACACCCCGAUUACUACCGAGCAUUUGUAAAAGCCAUCCACAGCAGCCCUUGUGUAUUUUAGGAUGGGCUUCCCUAGGAAAAUAGGAAUCUCCCAAGGGCGGGCAGCAUCUGCCUUCCGUUUGGCAUAGGAAAGAGGCUGGGCUUUCUGUGCCUCUGCUGAGUAUUUAUAUGAUUUGUGUGUAUUUGUGUGACUUAAGCAUGCACUGUUCUAGAAGUAUCUCGGUAUGAGGCCACCUGUGUUGAGCACUAAAGGCAAGAGCACUGGAACUGGUGUGGCAAAUUUAUGGGCAGGUGCUAAUCCCUUAUUUGCUCUUGAGUAGAGACUCUGAAGUAUCAGGUGCUGCCAUGUGUAUGUGUGAAAUACAUUGUGUUUACUGUUGCUGUUUUGGACAAGUGAAGUUUUUCCCCCCUGCUGGUCCUCAUCAGUCAAUCACUGUGUCUAUUAAACUAGUUCAUCUCA
Messenger RNA from Zootoca vivipara (common lizard), 4385 nucleotides. The record is from RefSeq and is a predicted model, not a curated record. Lineage: Eukaryota; Metazoa; Chordata; Lepidosauria; Squamata; Lacertidae.